UUUUUCAAAGAUUCCUUUCAUUCAUUCAGCAGCCAUUUUAUUGUGUUUGUCUUUUUAUUGAAAGACAUAAUUUUGGUUCGCGUGUUCAAAUAGUUGUUUGUUGUAGUAGUUUUACCCUGGUUAUUUGAAAAUAGUAUAAGAUAUUUUGUUUAAGUGCAAGUUACAGUUAUCGAUAUGUCUGAAACAAGUGAUAUUGUCAAACAGAAAAACAUUAAAAGAGGUUACAUUAAAGCCACGCUAACAAGAUUGGCUACAUUUUCAAAGCAAAACUUGUCAUCAUGCUCCAAAGACGAAUUGCUCGUCAAAAAGCAACGGUUAACCGAGGCCUUUAGUGAAUACGAAGAGCUCAAUCAGGAUUUGUUGUAUUUAAAUCCAAAUGACGAUGAAAAUAUAGUGCUAGUGGAGGAAACAUACUAUCAAACCUUGACAUGUUUCAAUCAGACAUUAACGACAUUAAAUUCUGGAAACCUACAAGAGCCAACAGCUUACAACACAACAGCCCAAUGCAGCCAAAGAACGAAAUUACCGGCUAUAAACAUUGGUAGCUUCAAUGAUGGCUACACAGCUCGAGCUUACCAGCUCGAAAGAAAUCAAGAUGCAGAUCCUGCCAUGGAAGAAUUUCUCAAGUAUCUGGAGCGGAGAGCCCUUGCAUUGGAAAGCGCUGAGCCCAGUCAAAAUGCUCAGCAUACAAGCAUGGACAACUGGGCAUCCACAACUAAGUCCAGACCCAUGGCUGCAACACACAUCGUGACAGGAACACAAUGCUCUCACUACGCUGUUGCUCCAGACGGAGCCGAUAAAGAUCGAGCUUCCCGAGCAGCCUCCGAGCCCAGCCCAGCCGCCGAGCACCGCGUCGGGGCCACAGUCUGAGUCAACCAGCGACAGCACGGCGCCAGCACCGCGACGAUACUUGAGUAUUAUUAACACUGAGUUCGGACACAUAGUAGGAGGUAACAUACCAUGUCAUUUAGCACAGGCAGCGUCACACAAGGUAGUCUUAAAAUGUACAUUAGCCCCUCUCAAUGAUACGAUUGCUCAAUUUUGGAACACAGAAAAAGUGCCUGAAAUUUUUAGCGAGAAAUCUUCAGAACAGGAACUUUGCGAAGAGGUAUUUCAGAGUACUGUUAAGUUAGAAGAUAACAAAUUCCAAGUUGCUUUGCCUCUGAAGUUACCACUUUCCGAGGUAAACGACGCACUUGGCGACUCUUUUCACUUUGCACACAAACGGUUUUUGAACUUAGAGAAAAAACUACAUGCAAACCCAACUUUGUUCAACCAAUACAAAGAAUUCAUAAACGAAUAUUUACAGCUCAAUCACGGUCAUUAUAUAGACAUUGAGAUGUACGAUUUAAACAAGGAUGCGGUAUAUUUCCUUCCUCACAGAGCAGUCAUCAACGAGAACAGCAAAACUACGCCAGUGCGUACUGUUUUUGAUGCAUCAAUGCUAACAAACAAGAAAAUUUCUUUAAAUGAUUUACAACUUAAUGGACCUACAGUCCAAAGAGAUCUGUACGAUAUCAUUAUCCUAUUUCGAUUAGGGAAAUUCACAUUCACAACGGAUAUAAGGCGCAUGUUUCGGAAUAUUAAUGUCGAUCCCGCAUACACAUCACUUCAGAAUAUUCUCUGGAGGGAAAGCCCCACAGAGACACUAAAAGUUAUAAGACUCGAUUCAGUAACUUAUGGUUUGAAGUCAUCGAGUUAUCUUGCAACACGUUGUUUAGAUGAGCUGGCAACUAGGUACAGAAAUGAUUACCCCCUAGCUUCAUCCAUCAUCAAAGAAAACACUUAUGUGGAUGAUAUUAUAUAUUCGCAUAACGAUUUAAAUACAAUUCUCUCAGCAAAAGACCAAUUGUGCAAUUUAUUAAAGCUAGGUAGUUUUCACACACACAAAUGGUGUACAAAUGAUGAAAGGAUAUUAGCAGGUGUUCCCUCUACUGAGAGACAAUUUGAAAGCUUAAACCUUCAAAAAGACGAUUAUAACAUGAAAGCUUUAGGUCUACAACUUAAUAUAAAUGACGACAAGUUUAUAAUCUCGUCUCCGGAACCUUUUAAUCCAGAAAAAAUUACAAAGAGAACCAUACUCAGCUACAUAGGUAGAAUUUAUGACCCUAUGGGUUAUGUAGGCCCAAUUGUAGUCACAGCAAAGGCUAUUAUGCAAAAACUGUGGUCAUCAAGCUGUAGUUGGAAUGAUUCACCUCCUCAGGAUGUCCAAAAAGAAUGGCUUCAGUAUACUGAGCGAUUAGCUAAAAUGCAACCGAUAACUUUAGCUAGAAACAUAGACUUUUCAGACUCUCACACAGCACAGCUGAUUGGUUUUGCUGACGCCUCGAGUACGACGGGCUACGGAUGCUGUUUGUAUCUGCGACUCAUAGAUGCUUCAGGGACAAAGGUAACAACACAUUUACUCAGUUCAAAGUCCAGAAUAAAUCCCGAGCAAAAGAAAAAUAUGACUGUUCCAAGACUCGAGCUCAAUGCUGCACUUUUGCUUUCUAAAUUAGUAGUCAAAACCUACGCGACGUUGCAACUUAAGAUUGAGAUUAAGAAUGUAUAUUUAUUCAGCGACUCGCAGGUUGUACUUGCAUGGCUUAAAACGGAGAUUACAAAACUGCAAGCAUAUGUGGCGAAUCGAGUAAAUGUGAUUCACCAAAACACAUCUAGAUGGCGCUGGCUGUAUGUUAAUACCCAUGAGAACCCGGCAGACCUGAUCAGUAGGGGAGUCCAACCAGGAGAGCUGAACGGCAAUAAUCUGUGGUGGAGAGGCCCAGAAUUUCUACAAAACAGUAAGUGGGACCUUUCUUGUAAUGAGCCGAAAAUACCUUAAGAGGUACCAGAGGUAAGGAGCUGCGCUGUGCUUGCUAGCGCUCCCGUGUGUAUAAAGCCAAACCCGCUAGAGUACGUUUUUAAACGCUUAUACGAAUGCUCUGAUAUUAACAAAAUUGUUAGGCUGUAUGCAUACAUAUUAAGGUUUUUGAAUAACACUAACAAAAUAAACAAUAAAUUGAACACUAGCUACUUAACAAGCUCCGAACUGCACAACUCGCUUCUGCAAAUAAUCAAAUAUGAACAAAGUCAAUAUUUUUCAGCUGAAAUAGAAUGUUUAAGUAUGGGUAAAAAACUAACAGGCAAUCUGACUAACCUCCAUCCAUUUCUCGAUGAGAUGGGACUAUUGCGUCUUUCGGG
Plutella xylostella (diamondback moth) is the source of this 3180-nucleotide messenger RNA. RefSeq lists its product as uncharacterized. The record is from RefSeq and is a predicted model, not a curated record. Lineage: Eukaryota; Metazoa; Arthropoda; Insecta; Lepidoptera; Plutellidae.